This is a messenger RNA of Tympanuchus pallidicinctus (lesser prairie-chicken), 1816 nucleotides long. RefSeq names its product alpha-1-antitrypsin-like. The record is from RefSeq and is a predicted model, not a curated record. The transcript has 5 exons. Gene Ontology annotation, molecular function: serine-type endopeptidase inhibitor activity. Gene Ontology annotation, biological process: negative regulation of endopeptidase activity. NCBI's taxonomy places the organism in Eukaryota, Metazoa, Chordata, Aves, Galliformes, Phasianidae. The coding region runs from base 132 to 1427 and encodes 431 amino acids.
UAUUUUUUUAUUUGAAGUCAUUAAUGAUUAACGGAGGUGCUCUGGUGAAUCUUGUUCAAUGAAGAGAACACUGGAGCAGACAAAGUGAAUGCAGCAGGGUCCUCUUGUAGCACUGAAGGGGUAAAAGGAAAAUGAAACCCACCUUCUCCUUGUGUUUUCUGCUGGCUGGUUUGUAUUCUGUUGUCCAAUGUCAUCAGCAUCCUCGCUACCUCAAUAAACAGGACGAUUCUAAAGGAGCACAUUACCCAGGUAGCAGUUCUCACGGGGAAGGAGUUUUUCCAAAUAAAAACAAAACUUUUGUCAAAGUAGUUCACAGCAAUGCUGAUUUUGCAUUUUCAUUUUACAAGCUGGUUGCAUCCGAAGCAACUGAUCAAAAUAUUUUCUUUUCACCCAUAAGCAUUUCUGCUUCCCUUGCAAUGCUGGCACUGGGUGCCAAGUCAGCAACACUAACACAGAUUCUGGAAGGGCUUGCCUUUAACCUGAAAAAGACUCAGGAUCAAGAAAUACAUGAAGGUUUUUGCCAGCUCCUCCAUAUGCUGAACCGUUCAGAUAGUGAUCUUCAUCUAAGCCUGGGCAAUGUCCUUUUUAUAGAAGAGACACUGAAACCACUACAGAAGUUCUUGGAGGAUGCCAAAAGCUUUUACCAGUCUGAAGUCCUUUCUGCUGACUUUAACAACUCCUCUAGUGCUGAGAUCCAGAUCAACAGUUAUAUUGAAGAAAAGACAAAUAAGAAAAUUGUUAAACUAGUAGAAAAUCUUGAUCCUCUCACCGCAAUGGUUCUUGUUAACUAUGUCUUCUUUAAAGCUCAUUGGCAGAAACCCUUCAGUGAUUCAUACACAAAAAAAGAUGAUUUUUUUGUGGAUAAGAAAACAUCUGUGAAAGUUGACAUGAUGUAUCGGAAAGGUUACUACAGAAAUUACUUUGAUGAAGAGCUGUCCUGUUGGCUGGUUCAGAUUCCUUACAAUGGAAAUGCUGCAGCAUUGUUUGUUUUACCUGAUGAAGGGAAGAUGAAACAGGUGGAAGAUGCUCUUUUGAAAAGAACUGUGGCAAAAUGGGAAAAGCUCCUCCAAGAUAGAAAAAUACACCUACAUAUUCCAAAACUUUCUAUUUCUGGUACCUACGAUGUGAAAAAGAUAGUCAGAGAAGUGGGUAUAAUUGAUGUAUUCACUGAACAAGCUGAUCUGUCAGGAAUUACAGAGGAUCCUGGACUGAUGGUUUCGAAAGUGAUCCACAGAGCUGUGCUAAAUGUUCAUGAGAAUGGCACUGAAGCAGCAGGAGUCACAGUGAAGGAGAUUACAUGGAGAUCUGGUGAUUUUUCUCGUCCUCCUCGAGUCAGAUUCAACAGGCCCUUUCUCCUGAUGAUUGUGGAUAAAUAUGCUCAUACCAUCCUCUUCAUUGGGAAAAUUGUAAAUCCUCUGAAAAAAUAACUGAUUGCCCAGAGGACAGGUACUUCUGCACAUAGCUACCUAAGAUCCUGUGAUCCAGUAAUAACUUUGUGUACACCAACGUGUACUGGUGUCUUUCAACUUUCAACACGUUUCUAACCCCUGAAAAGCAAGAACUACUUUUUCUUGCCCAAAUGACACAGAUUUCCCCUCUGGUCUACAAAUGUAUGUAACUUGUAUUGUUAACAAAGUAUGAGUCACUUUUCAGCUGUUCUGUAAUAGUGCCUUCUAGACGCUCUCCAGUAUAUGUAGUGAUCUGUAGCCUCUUUCAUGGAUGAUGUAGCUUUUAAGCAAUUAAGUUGCUCUUCAUUGCUGAGGUAUUGAUAAUGUAUUGAGAUAAAAUAAAUGAUGGAAUAUUCCACGUGAUAGCA